Molecule: messenger RNA, 3633 nt
Organism: Ceratitis capitata (Mediterranean fruit fly)
Lineage: Eukaryota; Metazoa; Arthropoda; Insecta; Diptera; Tephritidae
Product: nucleolin
Exons: 5
Coding region: 436-3021 (861 amino acids)
Molecular function (GO): protein binding
Source: RefSeq, a predicted model, not a curated record
ACGGCAUUUUAAGCUCAGCUCAAAAUCAUAAUUCCCAUCGAUCAUUAUUGAUUGGUAUUUGCUGGCAUUCGUGUUUGUAUGUAUGUAUGUCACACACACACACACACACGCAGAACUUUUUUUUCACACUCCCACCAAUCGAAUUCACCCAUACAUGUAUUCAUAUAUUUGUAAGCAUUUCGAAGAAAGAAAGCCGUGCGAUGACUAUGCGUAAUUGUAGGGCAUUUUGUAUGUUUUCCCCGGAGCUUAGUGCUUAGUUAAAGAAGUGGUUUUGUGACAAGACGUUCUCGGAAAUAUACUUUCGCGGUUGUUGGGGAAUUUUAAUAAUUGAAGAAAUAAUAUUUACAAGACAACAUUGGCAUCCAACACAAACAAAUAAUUAAUUUACAAAAAUAUAUAUACACAUACAUACAUACAUACAUCCACGGACCGAGCAUGGACACUGACAGUGAGCGCGAGCGAAGUAGUGAUCCCAAUCUAUUAACCAGUAGCGAUAAUCAUACCUUUCAUGAUAACGAUAAUGAUGAUGAUGGCGACUCCUCAGCGACCGAGUAUGGUGAAAAUAUUCGUGAUAUGAGACAUGUGGAUUUCGGUUCCAUAAGUGAUGUUGUAGCGCACGCGGGCAGUUAUGAGGAUGACGAUGAUGAUGAUGACGUUGAUGUGGAUUAUGAUGAUGAUGACGACGACGGCGGUGAUAACAAUGCUAAUGCGCCUGGGCGUGGUGAAAGAAAAUGUCUUUUGGUGCCAGAAAUCAAAGUGGUUAGGAGACAUAGACGUUCGCGGAGUAAGCAACGUAUUAAAAGACGCCAACAACAAUCGCAGGAGCGUGAGAAGGAAACUUCAAUUAACCCAAGUAAAUUUAGGCAUAAUAUUAAAAAUAAAAAUACCGCAAAGUAUACAAACUAUACAUCGGAAGAGGACGAAGAGAAUGUGCCAUUAAAAGCCCGAAACUACAGCGAAAGACAACGAGUGCAGGACGAAGACAAUUUGGGGAAAACACUGGUGCAAGUAUCCCAGCCGUUUGAAGUUUGCACCAUACAAGUUAUAAAGAUAAGCGGCAAUUUAGCCGUUAGCUCCGAAGGUGAAGAAGAAGACGAACCUUUCAGAAGUCUGGAGGGACCAAUAGAUCCCCUAGUUCUCAACAACGAAAUAAAAAUUACUGUAGCAGAUGUGAACAUUGCGCCUGCAGUCGAAUUGGAAUUCCCAAAGGUCCUUGAAGAAAUCGUUGCAGAGUGCGAGGAACCAGCUGAGCCACCAGAUUGUGCAGUGCCAACAAUAACACAAUCGAACGAUACAGGAAACCAAGUACUGGUUGAAGAAGUAACUGAAGAGAUUGAACUAAAACUACGCCAAGCAGAAACUUUAAUUGAGAGAGACAAUGAAAACUUCGAAGAUAACUUUGCCGAAAGAGUAGAGAUAUUAGCACUUGAACAACUACUCGAAACGGCACAUGAAAACCACGUAGUCACGCAUGACGAGACCAGCAAGCUCGAUGACGCUGACGCUGAGUGUAGAGAAGACCUCGGUUUGGAUGUACAAUGUUUAGCUACAAACCCCGAGCCAAUCACCACCAGCACCAAAAACUGCAACUAUACAACGAACAACGAAGAACACUGGCGUGAUAGUGUACGUGAAUCGAUUGAGUGUUACUACUCGGCGCAGGAUCUGCUCGAGUACGGACAUCUCUUAAGCAGUGGCCUUAAAACACCGGACAUUGAAUCUGGUUAUUUUGAAAAAUCCGAAUCGGAUAUCUCACGUGAUGAGAGCGAUAUUACGUAUACGAAUAAUUGCAAUCGUCUGAGGCAACGUUCAUAUUCGCAGACACAUACCAAUUUACAACUAUCGAAUAUGUCGGAGAGUUUACGUUUCGAGUUGAAUCGUUUCAAAACGAUGAUCGAAUCAAUUGAACGCGAACGUAUCUAUGGACCAUCAGCGGAGACGAAGAAGGAUACAUUCGAUACGGUUAUGAAAGCCGAGGAGAGCUUUAAUGCUGAUACGGAGGCGGAUGUGUCCACCGCAGCAGAUGCAGUUGCAGAGACUGUAUCGAUCACAGUGACAAACGUCGAGGGCGGUGAUGACGUAAUCACGGGUACUACUGCUACAACCGCUAUGGAUGUGGUUGCACCGGAAGCUAUGGCUAUAGAGGGCGCAGUCGGUGGCGGCGUUGCGGGUAUGGAAGAUGUUACACGUGGCUAUUGGUCGACCAUUUUCGGUCAAGCCAGUCAAAUAGAGGAGGCCAUGCCGGAAAUGACGCUUGACGAACGUUUUGCCGAUAUACAAAAAGCACAUCGUGCACUUGAAUUGUUGGAGGAUUAUCACUCGAGACUAUCGGAGCCGCAGGAUCGUGCACUGCGAAUUGCUAUAGAGCGGGUGAUACGGAUUUUCAAAUCACGCUUAUUUCAAGCCUUAUUGGAUAUUCAAGAAUUCUAUGAAUUAACACUGCUGGACGACUCGAAGACAAUACAGCAGAAGACAGCGGAAACUUUGCAAAUCGCUAGCAAAUGGGAACAGGAUGGUCAUGCAAUAAAAAUCGCUGAUUUUAUGAGAAAUUUUAAUCGCAAUUAUGCAUUCGCUACGGAACCAAUAUCCGAUCCGAAACAAUUAAAUUUGAUAAAUCCGCUCGGCGCAGAUCCUGCCGUGGAUGAGUUGCUGUUGAAUCAGCGCAUGAAAGUCGAUGGCGAUGCUGACAUUCCCAAGGAGAGCGCGGGAGUUAGCACUAGCGCUGCCGGCGCCACAGAAGGCAGCGGCAGUAGUGGUGCUGGUAAAGCGGCUCGUUCACCUGAAGCGGCGUCAACUCAAACUCGCCAACAGCAACAACAGCAAGCAAACGCGAAUGUUGAAGCUACUGUAAGUAGCGAAGCUGUAAGUGUGAAUGUCUUUAAAAAUGAUAAAAACCUUAAUAUGAAUAGUUGUCAGUACAAUAAUAACAAUAAUUGCAAUAAUGGCAAUAUUCAAGUUUCAUCCUCAAACAUUUGCGUAUCACCAAUUUACAAUUUUAAUUCUUUGCAAAUGGGAAAUUAGUUGCAAUUAUCAAGCAACUUACAUAUUCAUUUUACUAACGAGCGUUGAUUAAUAGGAAUAGAAGGUAUAUACAAAUAUUUGUAUACUAAAAAUUUGACUCAAGAAAAUACAACCAAAAUCUUAACCUAAUUUUUUACUUGCUUGGCGAAAAUAUUACUACAUUCUACUGUAUAUUUGUGUAAACGUAUUUUCCUUAUUACUUUUCCUACCACGGAAAUGUGGUAAAUGCCCGAAUAUGGCAUAAAGCAGUGAAACGAAAUGAGGUGCGGCCGUUUGAAUGCUUAUGCUGCGCCGCCCUCCUAACCAUUUUCCGUUUCCGCUCACUUACUUUCGUUAAUAAACAUUUCUCUUCAUUUUACUUAUCGAAAAUGAAAAUUAAAAGUAAACAUUAACGUUCCCUCUCAUUCACCAACCAAAUUAAUGGCUUUGAUAUUUUUUUUGUUUGUAAUUUCUUACAUGAGUGUUACUGGCGCAAGAAAAUUAAUUUGCUUUAUUUUGACAUUUGGCUUUUCGUGUGCCAGUUAGGGUUGCAUGGACGGUGCGGCGUCUGCUUUACCGCCACUAAACAUAUAAAUAUUAUAUAAUAAAAUGAAAAAAUAAUAACAAAAUUUG